This is a messenger RNA of Centruroides sculpturatus (bark scorpion), 803 nucleotides long. Its product is annotated as zinc finger protein 107-like. The record is from RefSeq and is a predicted model, not a curated record. The annotation marks the transcript as partial. Gene Ontology annotation, biological process: regulation of transcription by RNA polymerase II. Lineage: Eukaryota; Metazoa; Arthropoda; Arachnida; Scorpiones; Buthidae. The transcript has 2 exons. Gene Ontology annotation, cellular component: nucleus. Gene Ontology annotation, molecular function: DNA-binding transcription factor activity, RNA polymerase II-specific; sequence-specific DNA binding.
AAACCGGAGAAAGUUCAUAAAUGUCAUAAAUGCGAUAAAAGUUUUGAAUGGUUAUCUACUUUGACAUUGCACCUGACAUCUCAUGGAAAAAAACGACGAUUCUUAUGUGAAAUUUGUAAGAAAACUUUCAAACAUAAAUAUCACUUAACUAGACACAUGAAGAUAGUACAUCCACAGAAACAAACCGAAUCUUUUUCCACAAAAGACACAGAACAUGGCCAAGAAGUGCAAUCAGAUUUUUUACAGACACCGUCAAUAAGUUCUGCAGCAAGAGGUUCAAUUGAAUCUGAACAAGUGGCUUCACAAGAAAGUAUUUUCACAUCAGGAGAAGCUGAAGAAUUUCUUAAAGGUUUUAACAUCGAUUUAGAAAUUAGAAAGUUUGAAACAUCCUCACAACUCGAGUUAUUCUCGGAAAUUGAAAACGAUGAAGAUAAAUUCGAAUGUCGACUUUGUGGACAACAAUUUUCUGAGGAAAUUUCUUUAAAUGAACACGAGAAACAAUUUCACAAAUCUAAUUAAUUUUGGACAUUUAACUUUCAAAUAACAUAAAUUCAAAAAGUCGUCAAAAAUUAUUAACAUUUUUCUACAUUGGUCUGAGACUAAUGAAAAUUAGACAUUAGGAAAACAAUAUUAGUUACAGCACAGUUGAAUGAAAUAAUAUUGGAAAAUUUUCGUAUAAAUUAAUUUAUUGUAGAAAUUACUUCAUAAAAGUACUGUACAUUUGCAGAACGAUACUUUUGGUACGAAACAAAAUUUAAAAAGUUAUUGUUUUAAAUUAAUUAAUGGCUUUAAUUGAAUAAAUU